Molecule: messenger RNA, 7790 nt
Organism: Anarrhichthys ocellatus (wolf-eel)
Lineage: Eukaryota; Metazoa; Chordata; Actinopteri; Perciformes; Anarhichadidae
Gene: runx1t1
Product: RUNX1 partner transcriptional co-repressor 1
Exons: 9
Coding region: 2021-3760 (579 amino acids)
Biological process (GO): negative regulation of DNA-templated transcription; DNA-templated transcription
Cellular component (GO): nucleus
Molecular function (GO): transcription corepressor activity
Source: RefSeq, a predicted model, not a curated record
CCCCUACCAUGCCUCCCCCACCCAGCACGCAAGGAGCACCCCGUAAUAGCUCCUACACCCCCACCACAUGUGAGUAAAGUCAGGUUGUUGUGGGUUAAGGGGUUAUGGUGUAGCAACUGAAGUACAUCAUCUAUUGCAAUUGGCUCUUCAAUGGUCUAAAAACAGUAGUGGUCCAGUAUCAGUGACAUCAUAGUCACAGCAGACUAGCAGACUUGGUUGUCAGUGCCACAGCAUCCUUGACCUCGUGUUCGAAGUUCCAUGCAGUGUGGUAUACACGUUUCAAUUUUGGGAAAAGAGAGCACUACGAUAGUAUUAGAUCAAUACUUGGUAUCAGCAAAUACAUUGAGUUGUGAUAUAGUGGCAUCGGUAUUGGCAGAGUUGGAAGAGUUGGGUUAGUGCAUCCCUACAUAAUACAUUGGUGGUUGAAGUGAUGCUGAAUCUGAAUAUAUUCCAGACUGAUCGCUCUACAUCAGACGCAUAAGUAUAAUUCCACCUUAAAGGUGUACAGUGUGUAGCAUUUCGGGAUAUAUUUGAGCAGAAAUGGAAUAUGAUAUUCACAACGUAUUAGUGUAUAAUCACCUAUAACUAAGAAUUGUUGUGUUUUCUUAGUAGCCCAAAAUGGACAAACCAAUCGCUGGCUCUAGCGAGAGCCUUACACAUUUUCACGUUACCUAAAGUUGCCGUAUUACUCCGAACUUGAACUACAGAGUGCAACUAUAGUACAGUGUACUGCAUUUACAUGGUUUUGCACUCUGCCGCUCAAGUUGCUGCAGUCUUGCAGACGCUAGAUGCCGCCAAAACCUUCACACUGUACCUUUAAGUCACCCAUGGAAAAUAUACACAGCAACACUUUGAAACAGAGCAGAUAUGCAUGCGCUCAUACAUGGAAAGACAGUCGCAAUAUGCAUGGCUAAAACCCCCAAAUGAAAAACUUGAAAAGCCAUCACAUCGUAAGACCUCCGUAACAAGUUGUAUGGAGCCCUCCCAAAUUGCACUCAUUCCAAACAACUCCCCUAACAAGUUCAUUAACACCCAAGCUUACGAACCCUUGGAGCUUUGCCAGGGCAUUCACAUAGCCUGUGACGAGCAAAUUACACCCUAGUAUUUACUUAGAAGUACACACUUAACCACUUGCAUGAAGAGCACUAGAAUCAAAGAAUCAAAGGCCUUGCGGUUCAAAAUGCUCAGAGUGCUCAAUUUGGCGUUAGUAGUGCUGGUUCUCUGCUCCAGAGGCAUUAUUUUGUUCUCUUUCAAUCACUUAUCCUCCCUUUCUUUAUCUUUAGCAUUUACUUUCUCCCUCUCUCUCUCUCGAUCUGUCUGUCUGUCUCUCUCUGUGUCUGUUGCAAACGCUCUCACUCCGCAAUUAACAUCGGGGCUUCUGUGCAAUGAGGGAGGAAAGGCCCAGCUCUCUCAUUACGCAUGCCGAAGGUUUUAACAAAGCAGUAUGCUUUGAUUUCCACCCGACGUAAUUGUUACCAGAUGCAGUUUGAGUAUCUCGUCUCUCUCUUUACAGUGGCGGCUUUGGACGGCAGCCAGAGGGGGAGUGAGUGGAUUGCUAGUCAAAACCUAAUCUCAUUAGUGAGAAAGCUUUAUGCCGCCUUGUAUCUCUUUGUACACCAACUCCCCCAACACAUGCGCACACACAAACACACGCUGCUCCCAUGCUCUGGCACGACAGGGGGGGGGUCACACUGUCCCUGCUUGUUUAGACUGCUGGGAGGAAGGGAAAGGGAGAAGGAGGUGCAGAGAGGCAACAUGUCUCCAAAUGCAGAAAUAUCUUUUUUUCUGAGAUGCCGCAAAGUAUCAAAGGAGCCGCGAUGAUUGGAAACAAAUGUUGAGGAUUGUGAAUGUUUUCAAGGGGAAUGUAAAUCAUUCCAAAUCACUGGUUUGGUCUCAGUGAAGCUGACGUAUGUUAUUUCCUUUGUUGGUGUUUGUUCAAGGUAAAGUCAGGGAUUUUAGGUGAUUGUUUUGGUGAUUUGCAUAUAGAAAGAGUGAAUGCAGUGCUACUUUGCCCAAUGGAAUGUGUCUUUCUCUCAAUGCUAUUUUUUUGUCUCAAACAGUAACCAAUGGCAGCAGCCACUCUCCUACGGCGCUCAACGGUGCUCCAUCUCCUCCAAACGGCUACAGCAAUGGUCCUAGCUCCUCCUCCUCAUCCUCGCUGGCCAACCAGCAGCUGCCGCCGGCCUGCGGCGCCCGGCAGCUCAGCAAGCUCAAGCGCUUCCUCACAACUCUACAGCAGUUUGGCAACGAUAUCUCACCUGAAAUCGGCGAGCGGGUCCGCACAUUAGUGCUCGGACUAGUGAAUUCCACGCUUACCAUCGAAGAAUUCCACUCCAAGCUCCAAGAAGCCACCAACUUCCCUCUGCGACCUUUUGUCAUACCCUUUCUGAAGGCCAACCUGCCGCUCCUUCAGAGGGAGCUGCUGCACUGUGCCAGGCUGGCCAAGCAGAACCCAGCUCAGUACCUGGCCCAGCAUGAGCAGCUGCUCCUGGACACCAGCACCACCUCCCCAGUGGACUCCUCUGAACUCCUGCUGGACGUCAACGAGAACGGCAAGAGAAGGACACCAGACAGAACCAAAGAGAACGGCUUCGAGCGAGAUGGCGCCCUCCACCCGGAUGUUCACCCGAGCAAGCGGCCCUGCACCAUAAGCCCCGCCCAGCGCUUCAGCCCGUCUAAUGGGCUCCCCUACCAACCCAACGGCCUGCCCCAUCCCGGCGGCCCGCUCCCUCCGCAGCACUACCGGCUGGAUGACAUGGCCAUCGCCCAUCACUACCGGGACACUUACAGACACCCCGCCUCCAAUCAUCGGGAGAUCCGGGAGAGACCCAGGCCUGUUGGUAUGCAUACAGGGACGAGACAGGAGGAAGUGAUCGACCACAGGCUGACAGACAGAGAGUGGGCUGAGGAGUGGAAACACCUUGACCAUGUAAGAAAACUGCUGAACUGUAUCAUGGACAUGGUGGAGAAGACAAGGCGCUCACUGACAGUACUGCGCCGGUGCCAGGAGGCCGACCGCGAGGAGCUCAACUAUUGGAUCCGACGAUACAGCGAUGCUGAAGAGCUGAAGAAGGGCGCCGCUAGUGGGCAGUCAAGGCAGCAGAGCCCGGCCGCACCGGAAAAUGCAACACCAGAAAUUCACAGGGAGCUGCUGCACCGGCCUGUGUCUGGAUACGUGCCUGAAGAGAUCUGGAAGAAAGCUGGUACGGGAGGCUUGACUUCCUCUGUGUCCACACUCUUUCCAGAGGAGGCUGUGAAUGAGGUGAAGCGACAGGCUGUGUCAGAGUUGCAGAAGGCCGUCUCAGAGGCCGAGCGUAAGGCUCACGAGAUGAUCAGCACCGAGCGGGCCAAGAUGGAGCGUACGGUAGCAGAGGCAAAGCGACAGGCUGCCGAGGAUGCGCUUUCCGUAAUCAACCAACAAGAAGACUCCAGCGAGAGCUGCUGGAACUGUGGCCGCAAAGCCAGUGAGACGUGCAGCGGUUGCAACACGGCGCGCUACUGCGGCUCCUUCUGCCAGCAUAAGGAUUGGGAGAAGCACCACCAUGUCUGUGGUCAGACCCUCCAGGCCCAGCAGCAGCAGCAGGCCAGCCAGCAGCAGGGAGGCGUGCCGGGGUCAGAGACCCCUGCUCCCAUCAGCUCCUCCGCCUGCACCCCGAGCAGCGGGACCGGGAGUCCGGCUGCUACCCCGCCUGCUGCUACCCCUCGCUCCUCCACCCCCAGCACCCCGUCCUCCUCUGCCCUGGAUGGCACACCGCGCUAAGAGACUCACACGAAGGAUGGAGUCAAAGGCCCCCUGGGCUUAACAGACAGCCCUCAACCCCACAAACAGCAUGACUGUCUACAUUGCCUUGCAAAGAUACUACGCUAAUGUGGCUAACAGAAAGAGAUGACAAUGCUUCUGUCUGUCUUGCAGCGUAGUCAUAGAAGGAGGAGGAGGAGGUCCAUAAUCAGGUCAUAUUGACUUGACAUGACUUUAAAGAAACACAAAGAUAUUCUUUGUUUUGAAUGAAUGAAUUUAAAUAUUGACAUCCUUUUAUCGUUACACUUGCUAUUCUUGUUGUCCGUUUGUCGUCGUGCCUGUUGUUGUUAAUGUUGUUGUCAUUGUAGUUUAUCUUAUUUUUUCCUGUAAAUAUUAAGAGACCAAGAAGAGAUACCCGUGAACUCAAGACAAGUAUAUCUGACCUCCCCUUAUUUAAAUGUUUUUAUUUUCCAUCCAUGAAUUAAUGCUUAUUUCCUUCCUGUACCUGGGACAUGAGACUAAUCAACCUCAUUUUACCAAACAGCAUACCAAGGGAAUAUAACUAGCUAGCAGAAUGAGUGAAGUCGUCAACACUCUUUGUAAAGAAGGAUAUCAGAUACCCUGAAAGACGAACCAACGGAAGGAUGGAUGAACAAGUUUGCUGCCUGGAGAGAGAGGGACGGACUGAAUCUCUGGCCCACAGACAGCCAUGAAACGGGCAGAUGUGCAGCAGAUUGCAAGCAGAGCCAGCUGUUCAACCAAUGUUAUUUCCCUCUCACUUGUAAUAAUAUCCAGGUCAGUGGGCUGGGAAAUACAAAUCCGUCUCCCUGAAGGACAUAAAAGGAAGAAUUCUUGGACAAGAUACAAAACUUUGCCCACUGCACAUGUGGAGGAUAUACUGACUACAAUUCGCACGUGCAUGCUUGGUGGGUCACAGAAGCUCUCAAACAGGAAGUGAAGUCAUCGUCCCGCCGGCGAGACUGUCAAACCACCACAGCAGCAAUCCACUGGGCCCCUCAGAGCUGGAAACCUACAGUGUGGAGAACUUGGUAGGAAGCUCAUUCUGCACUCCAGACACUCCCCUCCUGUCUCAACUCUUACAAACAUUUUCAUCUUUCUUCAUGUUUUCUUAUUCUUUUUCUGUAGAUGUCAUGGUGUUUAAGACUUCUGUCCUGUGGUGUCACCAAUGGUUAUUUAUUGUAUAUGUGUUGGACAAUUGUGACAAUACAUAGUACUUCAACCAGUCACAACUCUAAAUCCUUCAUAACUCUCGCUCUCUCUAGCAAAAAGAGAUAAAAAAGAAGUGUUAUCUUUUUUUCCAAGCUGCUUUUCUAUUCUGUGUGUAAGUGGUAGAUCCCUCGUAGUUCUUUAAGUUGUACUUCCCUUCGUCCUCAAGAAAAGACACAAGCUAUAUCUCAGAGCUGCUACUUGAGUCCGACCCAGAUCUUUUCUGAGAACUAGCAUGUUGCGCGGAAUGCUAACCUAAAUGUUUUGUACAAGGGACAUACAUAAAUGUAUUUGCACUGUCACAGAGGUUAUUUCGGCAUGCUUAUUUUUUAGCAUACUUGUGUUGUCGCUAUAGAGCCAUAACUCAUCAACCAUUUUGUAUGUAGUGAUAGCAUUAUCUGUUUUCACAUUUUUUAGGAUGGGGCUUGUUGGAAAAAUGUAAAAUCACCAAACCCACUUUCUUUCUCCUUCUCAACAUGUUAACAAAAGCGGCCAUAACGUUUUUUUGGAAAUAGUUACAGACAGUGCAUGCACAUUACUGAACGUUUGUUAAAUAUUUGUUAUUUUUUAGAAAAAAAAUGAAAAACAACCAAAAAAAGUAAAAAAAACUGACAAAAAAUAUUCUAACAAACUAACUUUCCAAAUGCAGAGGUGUAGACUCCGAUUGACAGCUUUAACACUGCAAAGCACCAGGUAACACAGUAUUAACACAAAAGAUAAACAAACAAAAAAACAGCCAAAGAUUGACACCAAGGACCAAAAUCCUGAUUUAAACGAUUUUCAAAAGAGGUUUGUUCACACAUAUAUUUGGGUUAUUUAUUUCUUCACGUUUUGUUCACACUUUCAUGGAACAAAACCAACUUCAAUAUCAUAAAAGUCAUUUAUUUUAAUCCUUUCUGGAAACCAACGGCACUCAUCUUACAUUGUGAAAUGAGAAGGUGUGAAUUAAACGGACAUUUUCACAGCAGUGUUACAUUUCAACUGGAGCAAUAAUAACUAAUGAACACUGGUGACUUCUGUGACCAUUUUUGAAGAAAAGUCUUGAGAUAUUUUUUGAUCUUGUUUGUGCAUUUUCUCCUUACACAAAUGUGAGAUUAAGUGCCCAUUUCAGCUUUAAGCAGUACAGUUCUUUAUUCUUAAAGGCGGUGAAUGUGAGACUGGGCAUUCACACCAAUGCCGUUUGUUUUGUAUUUAUUUAUAUCACAGUAUGUCAUUUUUUUUGCUGUUGGAAUAGAUAAUCAGUCACAGCUUUGUUGUAAACCUUCAAUGUAAAUCAAACAGACCUCUCAUUCGCAGUGAGAGAGCACUUAUCCUGACGCACACAAAGGCUCUUCACCCCAAACACCCUGGUGCUACACAGAAGCGCGUUACAAAUUCUGACCUCAAGAAACAAGUGGAGGCCCACAAAGGUUCUGGGCUGUUUGCUCCCUCUGUACUUCCUCAUCCCUCCCUUCUUGUCUAAAAGAAAAAAAAUACACACCUGCAUUAUCGACUCUAAAGGGUUAAACAAUCCAAAAAGGUGUCUGACACCCUACUCAAGACUCCUCAGAAGCUGUGAAGAAACAGCCAAGCUGUUUUAACACUAAUGUAUUUGAAAGUAUACAACAAAUAAUGUGUGUGUUCAUCACUAUCAGGGCAAAACCUGGGUUUGAAAAAAAAUAAAAAAUGGAAAAAAACGAAGACUAAAAUUAUUGCUCAAUAAUUCUUUGAGAAGCUCUAUUUUUUUCUUUCUUCCCUCCUCUAUGUGUGUUUUGCUACAAAUUCCUCGGUAGCAAACAAGUCUCACUCUACCUCUUACAGCACGAUAAGAGCAUCAGUCGCGGCGCUGAUACUGGUCUAGUCUAAACCAAAUGGGCACAAGAGAACAGGAAAAUAAAAAACCCAAAGUCGAAGCUCAUACAGCUGCAAAACCAUAUCACUACUUGGUAACAAUGCAGACCUCAUAAAUAAAUGAAACAUAAAUGAAUAGAAAUGAGAAAAAAAAACUGAAAAAAAACUUUUGUUAUGUUCCUUUAUGCCUGUGGCGUUUUUAGAGUACAUCAAGAGUGAUUUGUUUGAACAGAAUUUUAAAAUUGUGCUGAUUUUAAAGAAAAGUUGUCGAUUCCUAUUUCGAUGAUACAAGCUGUAGGGUCACAGAUAAGAAAUGUUGUUUGUCUCUCGCUCUUUUUUCUCUCUUGUUUCCCCCUCCACCUUUUUCUCCUUUUCUCUGUUGUGAAGACAUGCUAAAGCGCUUGUCGACUUGUCAGUGGGGGGGUAAAAUUCAAAAGAGGGGAUUUACAAAAGGCAAACGCUUGUAAAAAACUAAAAUGAAAAAAAUAAGGCUAAAAUUUAGACAUGCCUGUUUUUCACAAUGGGAGGAAAUAUUAUAUACAUUUCCUACUUAUCAAGAAGCAUUUAGGAAAUGUGUGGGGCCGACAGUGAACAGUGAAGGCCGUAGCAUUAAUCUGGGGGUGUGAGUUGAACUUAAAGGGUGGGAGUUUUAUUUUUAUUUUUGGGGGGGUGGGAUGGGUUCUCUUGAGAAGAUUUAUUGUGAAAAAAAAGCUCAAAUGAUUUGAAGUUGUUGUGCAAUACUUAUUUGAGACAUGAAAACCACAGGUUAGUGGUAGGCUGACACUGGGCGGUUUCUCCAUCGCCUAGAGUCAGUGUCCUUAGAGAGCUUUCCAGUCUACUAUGUCAGAACUGUGGUUUCUUGUUUGUUUUUUUUAUUUCUUUUUUAAAUUCUUUUUUUGGGCUGUAAACUAUGGUCUGUCAGUCUGUGAAACUUUGCAGUAUAAUUCUGGUAUUGUUGUUCUCUUAACGGUGUAAUAAAUAUGUUAAUACCUGC